Messenger RNA from Hymenoscyphus albidus, 1440 nucleotides. The record is from the annotation of a GenBank genome assembly. NCBI's taxonomy places the organism in Eukaryota, Fungi, Ascomycota, Leotiomycetes, Helotiales, Helotiaceae.
CCACAAUAUACCCAACAUGACUCUUCACACGCGCGGUAAAGAGAUCAAGAUAAGGAAAGUUAAGCAGAUUAAGCGCGCGAACCUCGGCAUCUCCUCAAGUCUGUCAAUUUAACUUUAUUGCCAUCUUUCCUUCUUGUGAUGGCAUGCAUGUGUAAGCGUCAUACUCUCGUCUCAUAUCUUUUCUUUGCCUCCUUUUCAACACAUAGAUUUGCUGUUCCCUAGAUUUCAAUACUAGAUUUCAAUACUGGGUUUCAUUUACAUCCUUUCCUGUUACAUUCAAAAUCAUCAACAUGAGUAAAGCAGGAGAUUUCGCCCCUGUCCGUCAGGAUAUUGCAAAGCUUCUACACCAACCAGAGUACGACGAUGGGAGUGCAGGUCCGGUACUCGUGCGACUUGCAUGGUAGGUUGCCAUCGUCCCUUGCAUGAACACGAACAUGAACAUGAACAUUUCUUUUCCCGCUUAUCAAGACUAAUAGCUGAAAGGCACUCUGCCGGAACAUACGAUGCAGAAACUGAUACUGGUGGAUCGAAUGGAGCCGGCAUGCGAUAUGAAGCUGAAGGAGGGGACCCCGCGAAUGCCGGAUUACAACAUGCACGCGUCUUCCUAGAGCCAGUCAAAGCCAAGUACCCAUGGAUUACAUACGCCGACCUUUGGACGCUCGCGGGAGUUGUGGCGAUCAAGGAGAUGGGAGGUCCUGAUAUUCCAUGGCUGGGAGGACGAACGGAUUAUGUUGAUGAUUCGAAAUUGCCACCCAGGGGACGACUUCCGGAUGCGGCUCAGGGGGGUGAUCAUCUACGAUGGAUUUUCAACAGAAUGGGGUUCAAUGAUCAGGAAAUUGUCGCGCUUUCUGGAGCACAUAAUCUUGGUCGCUGUCAUAGUGAUCGUUCGGGAUUCGAAGGAGCUUGGGUCAACAAUCCUACUCGAUUUUCAAACCAAUACUUUAGACUCCUCUUGUCUUUGCAAUGGAAGAAAAAGACCUUGGCAAACGGCCUGGAGCAAUUCGUCAACUACGACGAGGACUCGGAAACUGAGUUGAUGAUGUUGCCGACCGACAUUGCUCUCACCCAAGACAAAGCAUUCAUGAAAUACGUCGAGUUAUACGCCAGGGACAAGGAGACAUUCUUUGCGGAUUUCACCAAAGUCUUCUCCAAACUCAUCGAGUUGGGCAUCGUGAGGGAUGGAGAGGGAAAGAUCUUGAAUACAGACAACCAAAAGGGUGGAUAUCAUUCUGCUCCCAAGAAGUCUGGAAAACCAGGAAGUCCGGCCAAAUCGACGGACGACAAGGUAUCACCAAGCGAGGCUGCACCACUGAAGGAUCAGAACGAGAAGUUUCAGGCAAAACUGUAAUAUGUGGUGUAUAAGAGAUGUACAACAUGAACUAGACUUAGAUUUUAGACAAGACAGACUUUGCAAGAAAUCGAAAGCAUUUUUACGGUUUC